CUGUUAGUGGGACAUAGAUGGAUUUAAAGCAUGAUUACGUCACUACGCGCUGAUUGGCUAAUUUCCUAUUCAAUCAGCGCCUGAUCGAAGCUUGGAGAACAGGAUAGAAAAUUCUCGUAUUAUUAGCUGCAUGCUGAUUGGUCAAAUCCAGCCCAGUCGAUCACGUGAAUUUUGUUCCAGAAGUUUUCUCAUGUAAAGGCUAUAAAUAGACUAGCAUUGUAUUUAUCUUUGCCUUCAAGCCUUCUAGCCUUCUUCGCUUUCAAGCCUUUUUGCCUUGGCUUUCGCCAUCACCUCCAGCUUCUUAUUCCUUGCUAUUUUGGAAUACAAUCCUUCCUGUUCAACCGUGUUUUGAUUUGUGUUACUUGUCCAGUGUUUUGUGUCAAGAAUACUAAGCAAUAAGAUUUAGCCGGGAAAUAUCGUAAGCAACCGUUACAACAGUGGCGACGGAGAAAAAGGAAAAAAAUUUCAAGAUGCCUAUUUCAGAUGAUCAGCUUAACCGAAUACUACAACAACAGCAAGCACAAUUAGAUGCACAAAUGCGGUUGUUGGAGAUCCUAACUCAACAGCUCAACAUCCAGUGUUCGAGUCCACAUACUGUUUCAAAUACGUCUUGUGAAGCAGUGGCUAACAGCAUACCAGAAUUCGUCUAUAAUCCUGAAUGUGGAAAUACUUUUCUGACGUGGUUCAAACGUUGGGAAGAUACAUUUAGAAUUGAAUUCGGUGAACAAGAUGAUGCAUGGAAGACUCGGUUGUUGCUGCGUAAGUUGGGAAGCAAUGAGUAUGAACGUUACGCUGACCACAUAUUACCGAAGUACCCUCGAGAGCUCAGUUUCGAGGAGACAGUAACUCAGCUGUCAGAUAUUUUCGGCGAAUCAGCAUCAUUGUUUAGUAUUAGAUAUCAUUGUCUAAAUCUGGUGAAACACGAAGAUGAUGAAUAUGCGGUUCUUGCAGACGUCGUCAACAGAGAAUGUGAACGCUUCAAGUUACGCUCGUUGACGGAAGACCAAUUUAAAUGCUUAAUAUUCAUCAAAGCUCUUCAGUCACCGCAAGAUGCUGAAACCAGAACUAGACUUUUGAUUCGAAUGGACCAAGACCCUAACGUCACACUCAGAACAUUGACAGAUGAGUGUAAACGCCUACAAAGUAUCAGGCACGACAACAUGUUGAUUGAACAGGUAAAUCACAAUUUAACCAGCAGUAGUGUCAAUGCUAUUACUAGGUUAAAAGUCCAGAAGCCGAUAGCAUCUCGUAACAAACCAACGACGGCAUGUUGGUUAUGUGGUGAUUGGCACUACGUACGAUUUUGUCCAUUUAAAAAACAUAAAUGUCAGAUGUGCCGUAAACGUGGACAUAAAGAAGGCCAUUGCCAACCAAAUCGUACGUCUCAGCUCAAGAAGAAGCGCAAACGUACUCGACAUGUGGUGAAAUCAGCCGAGUCUAAAUCACUUUCUCUCGUAGCUGCUUUUCAAACAGAAUAUGACGUUCGGAGAAAGUAUGUUACUAUCCAGGUGAACGGUGCAUCAGCUCGUUUCCAAAUCGACACGGCAUCAGAUAUCACCCUAAUGUCUAGAGAAACGUACAACUCGCUGGGAAAACCGCCAAUGAAGCCAUCUAAGAAAACAGUUAAAAGCGCUUCAGGUGGUGUGUUAAAACUGGUUGGUGAGAUACACUGUGAAUUUUCCUUCAACGGAACAAAAUGUACAGGUAUAUGCUAUCUGACAGAACGGCCAAACCUUGAUCUUCUUGGUCUAGAUAUGCUAGAAAAGCUGGGAAUAAUGGAUUUACCCAUUAACAGUGUCUGCAGCGUAUCGUGUUCAUCAGUGGACACCCCGAUACUUAAAAAGAAGACAGGUGAAAGGUUACAAGAUAAACGAAAGAGGAAGUCAGCCUCUGUUUCUCAGAAUAGCCUUGGCCGCGGUACGAAUCUGAAAGCUAACCUACCAGCGAAAGCAGAUGCCAAACCUACUUCACGUCCGAGACGCCCUAUACCAUAUGCUGUUCAUGAGCCUCAACAAAACUUAUCGGUGGGGAAGCAGUCCGAUCGACGGUUGUUUAAAGAUAUGGUUCCUACAAAGCAGGCGGCUCGUAAGAGUACGGGUGGCAAGGCACCCAGGUCGCAGUUGGACCCUAGCACCAGAUCCUACGAAUCUUCUCAAAGGGGAGGUGUUAGUGGGACAUAGAUGGAUUUAAAGCAUGAUUACGUCACUACGCGCUGAUUGGCUAAUUUCCUAUUCAAUCAGCGCCUGAUCGAAGCUUGGAGAACAGGAUAGAAAAUUCUCGUAUUAUUAGCUGCAUGCUGAUUGGUCAAAUCCAGCCCAGUCGAUCACGUGAAUUUUGUUCCAGAAGUUUUCUCAUGUAAAGGCUAUAAAUAGACUAGCAUUGUAUUUAUCUUUGCCUUC
Schistosoma turkestanicum is the source of this 2399-nucleotide messenger RNA. NCBI's taxonomy places the organism in Eukaryota, Metazoa, Platyhelminthes, Trematoda, Strigeidida, Schistosomatidae. The record is from the annotation of a GenBank genome assembly.